Molecule: messenger RNA, 908 nt
Organism: Artibeus jamaicensis (Jamaican fruit-eating bat)
Lineage: Eukaryota; Metazoa; Chordata; Mammalia; Chiroptera; Phyllostomidae
Product: cathepsin G-like
Exons: 5
Coding region: 28-837 (269 amino acids)
Biological process (GO): proteolysis
Cellular component (GO): cytoplasm; intracellular membrane-bounded organelle
Molecular function (GO): serine-type endopeptidase activity
Source: RefSeq, a predicted model, not a curated record
CAACUGUUCAGCAGCCUUCCCUGGAAGAUGCAGCUCCUCCUCAUCCUGGUGGCCUUCCUCCUACCUCCUGGGGCUGGAGCAGAGGAGAUCGUUGGAGGCCGUGAAGCCAGGCCCCAUUCCCACCCCUACAUGGCGUAUCUUCGCAUCCAGUCACCAGGGGGAGGAGCUGCUUGUGGGGGCUUCCUGGUGCGAGAAGACUUUGUGAUGACAGCAGCUCACUGCUUGGGAAGCACUAUAAGGGUCAUCCUGGGGGCGCACAACAUCAGUAGGCAGGAAAGGACCCAGCAGCGCAUACAGGUGCGCAGAGCCAUCCCACACCCUAGAUAUCGCAGGCAGAACCUUCAAAAUGACAUCAUGUUACUGCAGCUGGAAAAUAGAGCUACGCGGAAUCAAUUCGUGAGGCCAGUGGCUCUGCCUCAGUCCCAGGCCCAGCUGAGACCUGGGUCCCGGUGCACUGUAGCAGGCUGGGGCCUGGUGGGCCAGAACAGACCAACAGACACACUCCGGGAUGUGCAGCUGGAGGUGCAGAGGAAUCAAGUAUGCAGCAAUACCUUUAAUGUCUUCAAUGGCCAAAGCCAGAUUUGUGUAGGAAACCAAAGGGAGAGGAAGACCGCCUUCCGGGGGGACUCCGGAGGCCCCCUUGUGUGCAACAAUGUGGCUCAAGGCAUUGUCUCCUAUGGAAAUGGAGUUGGAACCCCUCCAGAAGUCUUUACCAAGGUUUCCAGCUACCUGCCUUGGAUAAGUAGAACAAUGAGACUCUUUAAAACAACAAGGAAUCAAAAGAGACAUCACACCACCCCACCUCUAAUGGACUCUUCUUCUCUGGAACAGAGCUAGUUGUCAGAGAUUUAAUAAAUGCCCGUGUCUCGAGUGCAAAUAACUGUUUUCUCAUGUUAUUAAACGUCAUU